Humulus lupulus (European hop) is the source of this 1239-nucleotide messenger RNA. Its product is annotated as protein FAR1-RELATED SEQUENCE 5. NCBI's taxonomy places the organism in Eukaryota, Viridiplantae, Streptophyta, Magnoliopsida, Rosales, Cannabaceae. The record is from RefSeq and is a predicted model, not a curated record. Bases 379 to 1035 code for a protein of 218 amino acids. The transcript has 3 exons.
UUCCAAAUAACCCAACUUAUCCAAAUGCAUUUUCAUCUUUCUUUCCCAUCGAUUUUUCUUUUGUCUGUACUUUCUUUUCAAUUUCUGACCUGAAAACCAGUCUUUUCUUUUGACUUAGGAACUAAAGAAAGACAGGAAAGAGAAGCACUGGUGGUGCAGUGGUACGGGUGCCCUAUACCAGCUUAGCUACUUUACCAGGCGGAGACGCUCACUCUCACUACCUCUCCUACGGCCACACCACUCCUCCGGCCUCUGCCCUCGGUCACUCACCUUUCUAUUAUUAGCUCUCUCCUCCUUCGUCCUGGUCAACCCAAAAAAUCUCUAUUUUGUUGAAUACUCGAGCUGAACAAUCUCUGGAUCAGAAUCUCCCAAUAACAAAUGGAUGAUCACCCUUCUAUAAUUGAAGAUGAUGGGGAUACCUUAGAGAACUCCAAUGGAAAUGAGAUUGUAAUAGCUGAGGAAUGUUCAGAUAUGGAGCCAUACGUAGGUAUGGAAUUUGAAUCCGAAGAGGCUUCAAAAGUCUUCUAUGAUGCAUAUGCCACACAGUUGGGAUUCAUUAUGCGCGUUGAUGCGUUCCGUCGAUCAAUGCGUGAUGGGAAAGUUGUUUGGCGUAGACUAGUGUGUAAUAAAGAGGGUUUUCGCAAGCUGAGGCCUAAAAGAAGUGAGAAUAGGAAGCCUCGAGCUAUCACAAGAGAAGGGUGUAAAGCAAUGAUAGUGGUAAAGAAGGAGAAAUCAGGAAAUUGGGUUGUGACAAGAUUUGUAAAGGAACAUAAUCAUCCACUAAUAAUCACUCCUGCCAAUGGUCGUCGGAGUGUGGUUCUAUCUCAAACGCCAGACGAUAAAGACGUGAAAAUUCGAGAACUGACUGCUGAAUUGCAGCGAGAGCGGAAACGAUCUGCAGCUUUUCAAGAACAGCUUGAUAUGGUACUAAGGGAUAUGGAGGAGCACUCUAACCACCUAUCAAGAAACAUAGAUGAUAUAGUUGAAAGUGUGAAAAAAAUAGAAGGGAAGAAAGUGGCUUUUUCUCACAGCUAACUGUUGUAAAGUGUUUGAUUAUGUGUCUUCUUAAUCAUUUUGUACAAUUUCAUCUGUGCCAUUGUUUCGAGUCUGAGACUGAAUUUUGACAUCUUAGGCUUAGAAUUCUUAGUUCAGAUAUUAUUUCUGACUCUGUACUUGUAAAAAUUGCACAUCUAUAACUACUAUUAGUGAAAUGUUAUUAUUGACCACACAAUGUCCAAA